UUUUUCACAAUAAAGGGAGAAACGAUUAAGAAACAAAAAAGAAAUCUUAUCGAAUGGAGUUCACAAGUGUAGCAAUAAAAUGUGUGGGUGAAAAGUAAAGGAAAUAGGAAAAGGGAAAAAUGGUGCGAAAUUGUUAAGCGAAGUUUUUUGCAGUGAGUCAGUCAAGUAAAAAUAAAGUAAAGUCACAGAACAUACAUAUAGGUUUUGCGAUUUACGGACGAGUGAUUCACUCAAUAAAAAUGCCUAGCAGCUUGUUGUUUGCUACAAGCAGUGAAGGCCGUGUUUAUACAUUGUCUACAAGUUCGGCAGCAUGGCGAGAAUUUCCCUAUUUAGGCUUAGAAUUUAAAAAGAUAAGCGCUGUGCCAAAUUUCAUGUGGGCAAUAGGUGGCGACCGCCAGGUAUACGUCCACGUUUACGGUUUAGAUGUGCCUAUUCGCGUACGGGAAGAGUCUUAUGAGAAUGAACGUUGGCUACCUAUAGAAGGUUUCUCGAAGAAAUUAUUGCCUACAGAUAGACCGCGCCACUCGUCUGCUGAUGGAAGCCAAGAGCGUAGCAUUGAAAAGAUUAGAUUGCCGUCAAUGGCUUGGCAAUGGGAUGGUGAUUGGCAUUUGGAUUUAGAUUUAGAAGGUCAAUCGUUGGCUGAAGAUGGCUGGAUGUAUGCUUUGGAUUUUCCGAUGAAUUAUUCCGCUAAAAAAUCAUGGAAUUCCUAUGUACGUCGCAGACGUUGGAUACGUUACCGUCGAUAUGGCGCUUUAAACAGUUGGUGCGCUGUUGCUCCAUUGCACAAAGAUCCAACACAAGAGCCGUUUAUUGAUGUGGCAAUUGGUGGUACCAACAUACCGAACGCUCCCCCAGGCACCCUUGUAGUUUGGGCGAUUACAGCUCAUGGCAGAGCCAUGUUUCGGACUGGCGUUAGCAACUCUUCCCCAGAAGGUUUGCGCUGGACAGCUAUUUCUACCCCAGCAGGUAGCGAGCUUACACAAUUAAGCGUGGGGCCUACGGGAUUGGUUUGGGCCGUUUUAUAUAACGGUCGCGUCAUAGUACGUUCAGGGGUAACACGUGAAAAUUUGGCGGGAGAAGCUUGGCUGGAUGUUAAACCCCCAACGCCAGUUAACGGUUGCGAUGCAACAAAUGGUUUGAAAAUUGUGCAAGUUUCGGUUGGGACUGAUUCGGUGUGGUGUGUCACCAAUGAUAAUAGCGUUUGGUUUAGACGAGGCAUUAAAGGUGACGCAUCAGGCAUUAGCGAAGAUGCUGCUAUAGGCGGUGGCUGGGUAGAAAUGAUAGGAAAUAUAUCUACAGUAUCGGUAGCAGCCAAUGAUCAAGUAUUUGCGAUAGGAUCUGCAGAUCGCGGGCUUUAUUACCGUUUUGGUGUUUCUCUAUCUGAUCCAACAGGCAAGAAAUGGCGCCAAUUGCAACUGCCAAUGCAAAUCAGUCGAACUUCGAGUUCAAUGUCGCUUAUAUCCCGUAAAAGCGGUAGCAGUUCUACACCUGGCUCCAAGCAUCAAAGUUUCUCAAAUCUUUAUAGUAGGGAAAAAGAAAAAGCCGUAGUAGAGACAUGUGCUCCUAUCGAAAACGUAAUGCCUCCCGCUACAAUCACUUCCGCUGCUUCACGUAGCAGCUCGCACUCCAGUAAUGGCACCGCUGCCCCAGCGCACGUUCGCUUAAAAAAUGACUUAUGGAAGUAUAACUCUGACUCCCCACCAAGUAUUGGAAGCCUGAAUCUGAAUGAACGUCAUAGAAAGCGCGCGGCUGCUUUGCGUGAAACUACACAUGCUUCGAGUGCGCCUGCAACUGAAGUAGCUGAGGUAACUGGUAAACAUUACGAAACUCAACUAAAAAAUCCUAGAGCUUGGUCCCCGGUUCGUUCAGUAGGCUCAGCUGUAGGCGCGGAGGCGCAUCCCGAAAGUGACUCUGCCGUGUUUGAUGCCGAUUCAACUCACCAUGGUUCAGAUGCUUUUCUCGGAGAUGAUGACGAUCAUGCAGGCUCUCAGUUUUGGACAGAAUGUGAGGUUAUGUGGCUUUGUGUGACUGCCGGUGCAGUGACCAUUAAUCCUAACAAUUUGCCCAACUGGUUUAAUGAGCAAGUAGCUGCUGAUGGGUGUGUCGAUGUGAACGCACCAUGGCGUAAAGAUAUUUUGGAAAAAUUACAAAAACGUCAGUUAGCCUUAAAUUCCAUACCUAACUUGGGGCUCUACGAGAAAGCUGUAGAAUUAUCAUCAUGGAUUAAGUCGGCUGAGGCUCGCUAUCAGCGGCCCGACACUUUAGAAUGUGAAGACUGCCUCAUAGAAUUAGAAUGGGUUAGCAGCAAUGCAGCCUCGACACCCACCACUCAAAAUCCUAGUGUAUCAAGAGCAACAGAUUCUGGAACAUUUACUGUCCUUCACCCGGACGGAGUGACUACUAAAAUUCAAUUUUCUCUCUCAGCCAUAACAUGCGUACAAUGCUGCAGUGAACCAGCGUCACCACGUCUUGCCAUACAUGCUCCCUGUUUACCGACAAACUGUUCGCCUGUAAGGUUGCUUUUCCUAAGUGAUGCUGAAAUGGAAGAUUGGUUGUCCCACUUAACUUCAGUGUGCUGCCAAAUUAAUGAAGUGUCAGGUACACCAGCGAGUAACGCGAUUUGGACUACUACGGAAAUAGGAGAUGUAUACGUAUUUGAUCCGGAAAACAUCAAGUUGCAACAAUGGGUUGAACAAGAAAAUUGUUUCAUGCAAAAAGUGGAUGUUAGCACCAUGGAAACGCCCUAUUAUAAUACCCUCUGCAAUGGUAUGCCAUCAGGCACUGAAUUGGAUAUAACAGGAUGCGUGUAUGAUGACGCCGAUCAAAUACGCUUCGACUUACAAUGCCAUCCUAAUAUAAAGUUACGUGUUAAAGUUGAAAAAUUUCGUGUAAUCGCAAUGCAUAUUAAUCCUAGAUUUAACGAGAAGACCACAGUACUCAAUUCUAUGGACGAUUCAGAAUGGCAAGAUGAGAUGCGUUAUGAUAAAAUGGUAUUCGCUCCGGGCGCAACGUUUAAUUUGAAAAUCAAGGCUUUAAAAAAUCACUACCAAAUUAUAGUGAACAAUAGCCAUUUUGCCGAUUACAAUUAUCGCGUAGAUCCCGCUGCUGUUACCUGCCUUUAUGUAUCGGGACGGGUUAAACUGUUCAACGUCACUUAUCGUUGCCCCACAUUUAUAGUGAACUUGCAAAAUAUGUUUUGGCGCCAGAUGGGCGGUCAUCUUAAACGCGUAUUUACUUGCGGAGCUGGCGUUGUGUGGGGCAUGACAUGCGAUAAUACUGCUUGGGUUUACAAUGGCGGCUGGGGUGGUAACUUUUUAAAGGGCUUAGAAGGAGGUUCCGGCAAAAUUAAUCCUAUGCUAGACACACACAACUAUUAUGUGUACGAAAAUCAGCGUUGGAACCCCAUAAGUGGUUUCACAACUAAGAGUUUACCCACAGAUCGCCAUAUGUGGAGUGAUGUAACGGGACGCCAAAAACGUAGCAAGGAGCAUACUAAGCUUCUAUCAUCUCAUUACGAAUGGAUUUCUGAUUGGAUGAUAGAUUUUAAUAUUCCUGGCGGAGCUGACAAGGAAGGUUGGCAAUACGCCAUAGAUUUUCCCGCUACGUAUCAUGCGCAGAAACGUAUCACGGAUUGUGUGAGACGACGACGUUGGCUAAAAAAGUGUCGUUUAGUUAGUAGCGGACCUUGGCAGGAACUAAGUCACUCGAAAAUUUUGGACGCUAGUUUGCAAGUUAUAGCAAAUGAAGACAAUCCCAAUGAGAUGAGGGAAGAAGUCUCCAUAAAUGCAUGGGCCAUAGCUUCGAAUGGGGACGUUCUAAUAAGAUAUGGAGUAACUUCUUUCAAUCCGAAAGGUGAUAGCUGGGAACACAUACCUAGCGAGCAGCCUCUAAUCGGCAUCAGUGUUUCACCCUCAGGUCAAGUAUGGGUAGUAGGACGAAACGGGACAAUAUUUUAUCGCUAUGGCAUAACAAAGCAAAAUCCUUUAGGUAAAGCCUGGCAAACGAUUGAAGCGCCUGCUGGCGUGCAUUUUAAAGCUAUUGCUGUAGGUGAGGCAGGCAUUUGGGCGUUGGAUAAUUCGAAUCGUUUGGCUGUGCGCAGAGAAGUAACAAAAUUUUUCCCUGAAGGUUCUCAUUGGCAAUUCUUACCGAAUUUAUCAACAAUCGCCCCGCACACUGACACUCAUGUAGGCUUUAAAGCUGUUUCAGUUGGACCUGAGGUAUGGGCGGUAGCUAUGAAUGGAAUAAUUUGUAAGCGUUGCGGCAUUACCAAAGAGAAUCCAGCCGGCUCAGGCUGGAAUUUAGGAAUUCCAGGUCAAUGGCAAUAUUUAUCUGUAGUUGGCUUCUCUUAAGACCAAAAUUUCUUAUUUAUGCUUAAUUAUAAAAGUUUUGCGAUUUUUUUUACAUUCCUUCCUUUUAAUAGGUUGUUUAGCUAUUAAAUUAUUUUUUAAACCUUUUUGUGCUUAGCGUAAUUCAUUUACCAAAAAAGUAUUGAAAAAACCAUUUAUUUGCAUUUAUCAUAUAUUUUGACGCUAUAAUAAGAAUACAUUGCAUACCGUAAAUACACAAAUCAAAUAGAAAUACAAUUACA
Messenger RNA from Glossina fuscipes, 4588 nucleotides. RefSeq names its product tectonin beta-propeller repeat-containing protein (gene Pex23). Gene Ontology annotation, cellular component: membrane. The coding region runs from base 240 to 4349 and encodes 1369 amino acids. The transcript is spliced from 9 exons. Gene Ontology annotation, molecular function: carbohydrate binding. NCBI's taxonomy places the organism in Eukaryota, Metazoa, Arthropoda, Insecta, Diptera, Glossinidae. The record is from RefSeq and is a predicted model, not a curated record.